AUGGCACGACGAAAUACUAAAGAGCCAGUAGCUGCGUCUAAUUUCACGGUAGCUAUAGUCGGCGGAGGUCUUGUUGGAUGCUUAUCAGCAGUCUACUUUGCAAAGCGAGGUUGGAAUGUCAACAUUUAUGAACGACGUGAAGAUAUCCGAUUGGACACAUCCUAUUCAGGCCGAUCCAUCAAUCUGGCCUUGUCUGUAAGAGGAUUGGCUGGUCUGAAGGGUGCUGGUGUCGAUUCCAUAGUCCUUGAAAACAUGAUACCUAUGAAGGGUCGAAUGAUACAUACUACCAUGGGAGAGCUCAUGUCUCAACCAUAUGGACUCUUUGGUGAAUGCAUCAACUCUGUGGAUCGCAAACUCAUCAACGAGCAUUUGUUGAAUGAGGUUGAGCGCAUGCCAAACGUGAAUCUGUACUUCCAUUAUAAUCUAAUUCAAAGCGACUUUGAUGGAAAGACGCUCCUGUUUGGUCUUAGAGAUGGAACUCAGGUCACAAAACAGGCUGAUUUGGUUGUCGGAGCUGAUGGUGCUUUUUCACGUGUGCGAACUCAACUCAUGCGAGCUACAAGGCAAGUUAUAUAUUAUUGUGGUUAUGUAGAAUUGACCAUCCCUGCUGGUCCAAGAGGAUAUCUGAUGGACUCACACCAUCUUCAUAUAUGGCCGAGACACACAUUCAUGUUGAUUGCUCUUCCCAAUAUCGACAAGUCAUUCACAGUAACACUCUUUAUGCCAUGGUCUGGAUUUGACGCCAUCAAAACCGAACUAGAUCUAGUGACUUUCUUUGAAAAGACCUUUCCUGACGCUCUAGCCUUGAUUGGUCGUGAAUUACUAGUCCAGGAAUACUUUGGUAAUCCAAAAGGCUCCUUGAUAUCUCUAAAAGCAAACCCAUGGCACCAUCUAGAUAGAGUAGUGAUUAUGGGCGACGCAGCUCACGCAAUGGUACCCUUCUACGGCCAGGGUCUGAAUUGUGGAUUUGAGGACUGUCUAGUCCUAGAUACAAUCCUGUCCAAACAUCUAGGAACACCUGGAUCAUCAGGAUCUACAAACCCAACACCCGUAGCAUUAAGUGCAGCAUUAGCUGAAUUCACAUCCGUACGACAACCAGAUGCUGAAGCUAUAUGUGAUCUGGCAAUGCACAACUUUGUUGAAAUGAGUGCAUCGGUAGUUGAAUGGUCGUAUCUGUUGAGAAAGAAGGUGGAGGGGUGGCUGCAUCGUCUCAUGCCUGUAACCGUUAUACCUUUAUAUACCAUGGUCUCGUUUACGCGUAUACCGUAUAGUGAUGUUGUGAGAAGGUGGAAGAGACAGACAAGGUGGUUGAAUAUUGCUGGGUACGCGGGAUUAGGUCUUGCUUCGGCGAUAACUUGUCUUGGGUUUGCUGUAGCGUGGAAACGGUCUGAUGAUAUUAGAGAUGUUGUUGAAGAGUAUGCUGGGAAGAUAAUACCACGAUUUUGA
Messenger RNA from Synchytrium microbalum, 1446 nucleotides. RefSeq names its product kynurenine 3-monooxygenase (gene BNA4). The coding region runs from base 1 to 1446 and encodes 481 amino acids. The record is from RefSeq and is a predicted model, not a curated record. Gene Ontology annotation, cellular component: mitochondrial outer membrane. The transcript has 5 exons. Gene Ontology annotation, biological process: quinolinate biosynthetic process; NAD+ metabolic process; L-tryptophan catabolic process. NCBI's taxonomy places the organism in Eukaryota, Fungi, Chytridiomycota, Chytridiomycetes, Synchytriales, Synchytriaceae. Gene Ontology annotation, molecular function: kynurenine 3-monooxygenase activity; FAD binding; NAD(P)H oxidase H2O2-forming activity.